AUGGCUAACUCGGGUAUAUUCAAUGCGUCCUCGUCUAACCCUUAUUCUUUCCAAUUCGUACCUUACUCUGGACCACCUUCAGCCAAGCCGCGAAAGGUAGCAAUGACGCGUGACAAUAAUAAUCCUACACGCAGAGCCCGAUCCGUCAUUAGUCCUGCAUCCGGCCAUGCCGUGUCCCCAUUGCAAGGAUCGGUCCAUGUGGGCGAAGUGGCGUCGCAGUCGGUCACUGGCGUUUUCGAUUCCUUGCAGUCCGAUCCUGUGCACAGAAAUCAUGACCCACCCGAACCUCCAUCAAGCCCAAUACAUCCAGAGCAGAAGGGGGCGGUCGAGGCUUCUGAUACAUAUGAACCUGAUAGCGGCCAUGCAGUUGCUCCUUACAGUGGAAAUUGCGUCACGGAACAGCAGUUACACCAUGAAGAUGAGUGGGUAGAUGAAGCAACCCGUACCGAAAACGAGUCUUGCCAGCACGUGAGCGAAAGCCCUGGUCAUACGGCCCUCCCCAGAACUGGCGAUAGCCCAGAUUAUCCAAUCUCCAUUGGAUCCAUUAAAUCAGACGACUCUCUGUCUCCAGUGGAGGUAUUGCUUAAACGGCGACGAAGACAUGGACACAGCGUAAGCGUCAGCUCCGAUGUGAGUGGUAUCAACAAUUUCCCCACGGAUCGCGACCUGGCUGGCAGUUCGACAGUAGAGAAUAGAGAGCCGAAACGCCUGGCGUCUAACACGGACAAUCGAGCGUCGUCUUCUGACUAUACCAAAUCGCCCGAUCUGACGUGCAUUUCUCCACGCCCGGGCGAGACAGCUAUUGUGGAGAGUGAUGGUUGUGGAUAUUUUCAGAGUGAAGUCAACCCAAUAGCGUCAAAAGUCGGGAAGGCAGUAGUAGGGGGCGUGAAUGUCAUACCCGAGACACAAGAAGUGCAAGAGGACGAUCCGAAGAGCUGUCGCUGGCACAUCCACGAGACCAACAAACAUCUCUACGCGAGUGCUUCAGUGGCAAGGCAUACGAAGCGAGUCCGUCAAACGAGCGAAGAGCCUGGAGUUCGUCCCAAAAAAUGUCAUCGACCACUAGCACCAUUGCCUACAACAAGCUCGCAGCCGACCCCUGGAUGUCGGCAACAAGCAGCUUCUCAGCUACAUCUGCAACACACAGCUGGCUGUAAGGCUAUGGAGGAAGAGAUUCCAAAGGCCACCGUUACGCGACUUGCUAGGGAUUCGAAUGUGAAUUCGAUCUUAGCCAUCACCCAUACUCGCCAUCGCCUUGACGGGACCCUCUAUAUCUCAGCCAUAAUGCGUGCAGACCGGAUUAUGGGGUCAUGGGACAGGGUCAAGGCCAGCUUGGCGGCCGCAGCAUCAGUGGCAGAUCCUAGCACCCUUACGGUCACGGUCACGGACUGUGAACCGGACGAUUCUCUCGGAGAAUGGCCAGACUUGGUCCUGGUCACUGCUAAACGGGGAGGAACGCAGUGCUCUGUGCAGGACUGGACAGGGGACCUGGUCGGUAAAGAGAGCGACCAGGACAGCGAUUCUGAAUCAGAUUGCUCGUCCAAAGGAUCUCAGUAUGUGCCCAAUCAGCCGCGACGCACCCAUGAGCGAUGGAAACCAGAGGAUGAUGCGGUGCUCAAGACAUGGUCGGGAAAACGGGGUGAUAUCACCAGAAUUCAAAACUCACUCGGAUCAAAGCGUUCCUUGGGCGCAAUCCAGAUCCGCAUUCACAAAAUGAAUAAGUCUUGGCAAAAGGGUGCCAAAAGAGAUGAAGAUGUCUAG
This is a messenger RNA of Pseudovirgaria hyperparasitica, 1761 nucleotides long. RefSeq lists its product as uncharacterized. The transcript is spliced from 4 exons. NCBI's taxonomy places the organism in Eukaryota, Fungi, Ascomycota, Dothideomycetes, Acrospermales, Acrospermaceae. The record is from RefSeq and is a predicted model, not a curated record. Bases 1 to 1761 code for a protein of 586 amino acids.